CGGAUAACCGACGGCCGCGGAUAAGCACUGCUUUGUACACUACAGCACAGUAUACCACACAAUGCCAGCCAUACGUGGACAGGACUCGAAGAAAAAGACUCGCCGCCAUACCCGCGACCUCGACCAGAUCCACGCCGACCUGCGCGACGAAAAGCAUCUCGCCGCCUUCAAGAAUGAAAAGCCCAUAGAGGACCUGCCCGGCCUGGGCCAGUACUACUGCAAGGAAUGCGCAAAGUUUUUUGAGAGCGACGCCAACCUCGGUGCGCACCAGAAGGGCAAGGUGCAUAAGCGGAGGGUCAAGCAAUUGCUCGAAGAGCCAUAUUCACAAAAAGAAGCAGAGGCGGCCAUUGGCCUCACCACCAACAACGGAACCCGCACAACCGCACCGGCAGCCCCCAUGGAGGUCGAUCAGGUCGCACCAGCCUGAGCAUAGUUAUAUUCAGCUCGCCGUGGAAACGUGCGAGGUUGAGGACAUAGGUGGUGGUGGUGGCGGUAUACCAGCGCUAAAACGUCUGGACACCAAGGAGAUGGGAUGCAUUGCAUGGCGUUCAAAAUUGGGAAAUGGAAUAUAGAGGGGUCAAGAGUUUACACGAUACCCCAGGUUUCAAUAACACGCAAAGUUUCGCACUUGUGUUUGUGAUCGCGACGGCCGUAGUGGUAGUGCACGUGAAAGUUUAACUUAAAUUUUGUUCCUAUAGAACACGAAGUCACAUGUCUGAUUUUUCCCCGA
Bipolaris sorokiniana ND90Pr is the source of this 730-nucleotide messenger RNA. RefSeq lists its product as uncharacterized. The transcript has 2 exons. The record is from RefSeq and is a predicted model, not a curated record. The coding region runs from base 62 to 427 and encodes 121 amino acids. Gene Ontology annotation, molecular function: zinc ion binding; nucleic acid binding. Lineage: Eukaryota; Fungi; Ascomycota; Dothideomycetes; Pleosporales; Pleosporaceae.